AUGCAUGCAACAUACGGCGUCGGUGGUGGAAGCAACAACUGCGGCAACAGUCUCAACAGCGUUUGCAAUCAGCAGCAAUUCAGUAACUACAGCAACAUCAGCUGCAGCAGCAGCAACAACAAUAACAUGAACGCCAACGGUUACCUUGGCGCCGGCUGCAGCAGCAACGGCAGCAGCAAUGAUUAUAUGGCCAAUGCGACGGCAGCUGCAUAUGUGACACCAGCAACAGCAGCAGCAGCAAUGGCAACAACAACAACAAUGCCAGCGGCAGUGAACACAACGACAAUGCUGUCUAAUUACUGCGAUGCAGCGACUAUGAUGAUGGCCGCUGCCGCUGUCAAUGCAAAUCAGUGCCUGCAACAACACCACCAACGUCUGCUGCUGGCCAGCAGCAACAGCAGCAGCAACAACAGCAGCAUCAGCAGCAGCAACCACGAGCAACUGGCCACGGCAGCGAACAUGGCCUCCGCCUCCUCGUCUUCGGCGGGGUCGCUGUCAUCGACAUCGUCCACGCCGACAGCAACGACAACCCAGCAGCAACAGCAACAGCAGCAACUGUCACUGCAGCAACAGUCGCUGCCAUCGCCGCCAAAUUUAAUCGAUAUCAGUGAAGUUCCUCUCAUUGUGGAUGUCAAGUAG
Drosophila grimshawi is the source of this 639-nucleotide messenger RNA. RefSeq names its product kinase and exchange factor for Rac A-like. NCBI's taxonomy places the organism in Eukaryota, Metazoa, Arthropoda, Insecta, Diptera, Drosophilidae. Bases 1 to 639 code for a protein of 212 amino acids. The record is from RefSeq and is a predicted model, not a curated record. The transcript has a single exon.